Caenorhabditis briggsae is the source of this 135-nucleotide messenger RNA. The transcript has 2 exons. Bases 1 to 135 code for a protein of 44 amino acids. The record is from RefSeq and is a predicted model, not a curated record. NCBI's taxonomy places the organism in Eukaryota, Metazoa, Nematoda, Chromadorea, Rhabditida, Rhabditidae.
AUGAGGAAGCUAAGAAAAGAAAAACCGAUAAAACUAGUAACAACACAUGGAAACAAAAGCACGAAGAUUGUUAGAAAUCAAAAUAACAUUCAUAAGAGAUUAACAAACGUAUCGGACGUUUUAAACGGAAAAUAG